GCCACAGCGAUAACCAAACAUGGUAACUGUCAACAAUUGGGCAUCUGUUAUCAGUCAGUGUGUGUUGAUGAGAAGAGAGAUAAACAUAAAAAAAUGUUCAUAGUAACAAAGCAAAUUGACAGUGAAAAUAUCCGCAAACUUUGUCGCACGUGUUUAAGAGAAGACGGUGAAAAAAUGGUGUGUUUAUUUGUUGGUCCAGCAGGCUCCUCAUUGGCAGCGAAAUUGAGAUCUCUAUCAUGUUUAGAGGUGUGGCAAGGAGAUGGCCUCCCAGAAAAACUCUGUGACCGCUGUGUCACACGAGCUGAGUCAGCCCUGUUAUUUCGAGAGCAGUGCAGAGCUGCUGAUAGAGCUCUACGUCAAGCAGCAUCAAAGGUCUCUGGUCUCACGACCUACACAACAGUAUCCGGUUGCAAAUUAUAUGAGCAAAAUCAAGGCUUCACUCCAAUCGAAACCUCAGCGAAAACGUUGAAAUGCGUGGAGUGUGGGGCUGUGUUCAUGAAUUACCAAGAGCUCUGUCUCCACAAUCGUCUUCAUGGCCCAUUCGUCCAUGAAUCAGCCUUGAUGCAGCAUAUGCACAUAGUCGAAUCAAAUAAUCAGUACUUCACGACUGAAUCAUCACUGAAUGAUGCAGUCAUAGACGACAGUAGGAAUGUGCCAGUUGCAGCUCUAGAAGCACCAAAAACCGACAGGCCUGCCUGUGCUCUCCACUGCUCCCUGUGCAAUCACACAUUUCCCAACAGACAUCAGCUGAUAAACCACAAUUUUGCUCAUUGUAACGAAAAUGUCGACACUUCCUGUGACAAUGACAGUAUCGAGAUUGGAGAGGACUCGACUGAAAUUGCGGAGAACCUCAGCUUUCACCAGUACCCUAGGGAGCCUGAGGAUCAUCAGGCUAUUAUCAAUACCAUGGCUUAUCCCGAAAAUCUGACAAUUGCUCAGUCCCAAAGGAUUCAACCCGAAAUUUCUAACUCUGAGGCUGACUUGCCUGACAUUUCCACGAGUAAUGGCCCUCUGACUUAUCAAAAAUAUACGAAUGACAAGAAAAUCCAUAAAUGCUCGAUUUGCGAUAAAGUAUUCUCCCAAAAAUCCAAACUGAAAACUCACGAAUUAUCUCACACCGGACAGAGGCCUUUCAAGUGCAGGGAUUGUCCCAAGGCCUACACUUCCAAGAGCAAACUAAAUGCACACGUGAGGCUCCACACGCGUACUGAUCUCCACGAUUGUAAAAUCUGUGAUAAAAUAUUUUCGUAUCCGUCUUAUUUGAAGGAGCACAUGAAAGUGCACAAUGUUGAUGACAAAAAGGACGUUAAGGUGAGGGGGAAGAAAUUCGAGUGUUCAAUCUGUUGCAAACAAUUUCGAAUGAAGAAGAAUUUGAAGGCCCAUUUGAGGCUGCACACUGGAGAGGGUCUGUUUCACUGUGAAAUUUGCAGUAAAGUUUUCAGUCAAAAGUAUAAUCUGAAAAUUCACAUGAGAACACAUAAAGGGGUCAAGUUGCACAAAUGCGAAUAUUGUGCGAAAUUGUUUGCUGAGAAGGGGAAUUACACUGAACACUUGAGAAUUCACACGAAAGUCAAACCCUUCAGUUGUAAAAUUUGUGGAAAGAGCUUCGCUCAGUCUAGUCAUUUGAAGAGUCAUGAGGCCACUCAUGACUCUACGCGACCCCAUCAGUGCACGUUAUGUGGGAAGAGGUUCAAAUUACUGUCCCAUUUGAAACGCCAUGCUACUUCACAUUCUUCUAUUAAGAGUUUCAAGUGCAAUGAGUGUGAUCAAAUGUUUUCACAGGCAUUUAGCUUAAAGAGGCAUCUGAAGAGACAUUGUGAAACUUAGGAUUAAGCGUUUGUGUUUGGAUUAUUUUUUAGUAUUACUGUUUAAUAAAAAUUAACGUUAUUUCACUCGAUAGUUGAAA
Messenger RNA from Diachasmimorpha longicaudata, 1906 nucleotides. RefSeq names its product zinc finger protein 585B-like. Gene Ontology annotation, cellular component: nucleus. Gene Ontology annotation, molecular function: RNA polymerase II cis-regulatory region sequence-specific DNA binding; zinc ion binding; DNA-binding transcription factor activity, RNA polymerase II-specific. The record is from RefSeq and is a predicted model, not a curated record. The transcript has 3 exons. Lineage: Eukaryota; Metazoa; Arthropoda; Insecta; Hymenoptera; Braconidae. Gene Ontology annotation, biological process: regulation of DNA-templated transcription. Bases 94 to 1827 code for a protein of 577 amino acids.